Messenger RNA from Pseudophryne corroboree (corroboree frog), 845 nucleotides. RefSeq lists its product as uncharacterized. The transcript is spliced from 3 exons. Lineage: Eukaryota; Metazoa; Chordata; Amphibia; Anura; Myobatrachidae. Bases 228 to 845 code for a protein of 205 amino acids. The record is from RefSeq and is a predicted model, not a curated record.
UCCUGUGUUCUGAAGGUGACAUGAAGGAGAGAGACGAAGCAUGCAGUGAUUGCUGCUUAUACACAGUUAUCCUGUUCUGAUUACCAGUUUGUAUUAUGAUCGGUUCCAGCUUCAUUAUAUAAGCAAGUUAUACCACAAAGAGCUUUCCGGUGUGUGCCUACUGAUUGAAACAUAGCUCAUGAGGUGAUCCUGACUGCGUGGGUAAAGCACCCAAAUGCCAACAGGUUAUGGGCCCAGACACAGACAAGAGGAUCCCAGUUACCAGGAGUAAAGAUUACAAGGAUCAAGGCACAACAAACAUCUCUAAGAGAUCUGCACAGCAACUCUUUAUUGAUGUCUUUAUUGGCUGGCUUGAUCGUGAACAUGAUGCUCGUGUGCUAGCCAAUUCGUAUCUGUUCAAGAUUGCGGAGGAGAGACAAAAUGGGUUGCUGUUUCCUCGUGAGAUGUCAAAGUUUGUGGACGGUGUGGAGAUACCUGUUCAUAUAAUUGGGGAUGCCGCAUACCUAUUACGGAGGUGGCUUUUAAAAGGAUACAGCCAACAGGUUCAGCUUUCACUGGAGAAUAUCCAUUACACCCAUGCCCUCAGUUCUGCCCAAAUGGUGGUGGAGAACGCAUUUGGAUGGCUGAAGGGACUUUGGCACUAUCUACUAAAGCACAAUGAUGUGGACAUUUAUUUUGUGACUGAUGUUGUUGCUGCUCGCUGUGUUCUACGCAACAUCUGUGAGAUGCAGAGGGACCAAUACCUGCCAGAGUGGGAUGUCCUGGAGGAGCCUGUUGGGAGCGAUCCUGUUCCCCUAACCACCCCCUCUUUUGGGCAAAGUGCUCAGAGUACAAAAGAAAAUUAG